Messenger RNA from Ochotona princeps (American pika), 4674 nucleotides. It is a transcript of the gene IRS2, whose product is annotated as insulin receptor substrate 2. The record is from RefSeq and is a predicted model, not a curated record. The transcript is spliced from 3 exons. NCBI's taxonomy places the organism in Eukaryota, Metazoa, Chordata, Mammalia, Lagomorpha, Ochotonidae. Gene Ontology annotation, cellular component: cytosol; plasma membrane. Gene Ontology annotation, molecular function: insulin receptor binding; phosphatidylinositol 3-kinase binding. Bases 65 to 4186 code for a protein of 1373 amino acids. Gene Ontology annotation, biological process: insulin receptor signaling pathway.
CGCCCGCGCCCCUCCUGCCGGCGCGCCGCAGCAGCUCCAGAGGCUUGGCCCGAAGCGCGGGGCGAUGGCGAGCCCGCCGCCGCAGGGGCCCCCGGAGCCGGCGGGCGGCCCCAACCUCAACAACAACAACAACAACGACAACCACAGCGUGCGCAAGUGCGGCUACCUGCGCAAGCAGAGGCACGGCCACAAGCGCUUCUUCGUGCUGCGCGGGCCCGGCGCGGCCGGCGAUGAGGCGGGCGGAGCGGGGGGCCCGCCGCAGCCGCCGCGGCUCGAGUACUACGAGAGCGAGAAGAAGUGGCGGAGCAAGGCGGGCGCCCCGAAGCGGGUGAUCGCGCUCGACUGCUGCCUCAACAUCAACAAGCGCGCCGAUGCCAAGCACAAGUACCUCAUCGCCCUCUACACCAAGGACGAGUACUUCGCUGUGGCGGCCGAGAACGAGCAGGAGCAGGAGGGCUGGUACCGCGCGCUCACCGAGCUGGUGAGCGAGGGCCGCGCGGCCGGCGCCGCCGACGGCUCCCCUGCCGGCUCGGCUCCGGCUGGGGCUGCGUCCUGCAGCGCCUCCCUGCCCGGCGCCCGGGGCGGCUCGGCCGGCGCCGCGGCCGACGACAGCUACGGGCUGCUGGCGCCCGCCACGGCCGCCUACCGCGAGGUGUGGCAGGUGAACCUGAAGCCCAAGGGCCUGGGCCAGAGCAAGAACUUGACGGGCGUGUACCGGCUGUGCCUGUCGGCGCGCACCAUCGGCUUCGUGAAGCUCAACUGCGAGCAGCCGUCGGUGACGCUGCAGCUCAUGAACAUCCGCCGUUGCGGCCAUUCGGACAGCUACUUCUUCAUCGAGGUGGGCCGCUCGGCCGUCACGGGUCCCGGCGAGCUGUGGAUGCAGGCCGAUGACUCGGUGGUGGCGCAGAGCAUCCACGAGACCAUCCUGGAGGCCAUGAAGGCGCUCAAGGAGCUCUUCGAGUUCCGGCCGCGCAGCAAGAGCCAGUCGUCGGGCUCCUCGGCCACGCACCCCAUCAGCGUGCCGGGCGCGCGCCGCCACCACCACCUGGUGAACCUGCCCCCGAGCCAGACGGGCCUGGUGCGCCGCUCGCGCACCGACAGCCUGGCCGCCACCCCGCCCGCCGCCAAGGGCAGCGCCUGCCGGGUGCGCACGGCCAGCGAGGGCGACGGCGGCGCGGGGGCGGCGGCGGGAGCGGCAGGGGCGGCGGGGCCGGGGGCCGGCGCGGCGGGCGGCCGGCCCGUGUCGGUAGCAGGCAGCCCCCUGAGCCCCGGGCCGGUGCGCGCGACCCUGAGCCGCUCGCACACCCUGAGUGCGGGUGGCAGCGGCCGCGCCUGUAAGGUGGCACCGUCGCCGGCAGGCGGCAUCCUGCAGCACAGCCGCUCCAUGUCCAUGCCCGUGGCGCACUCGCCCCCGGCGGCCACGGCCGCUGCUACCAGCCCCGGCAGCCUGUCGUCCAGCAGCGGCCACGGCUCGGGCUCCUACCCACUGCCUUCGGGCCCGCACCCGCUGCCGCACGCCUCCGGCCAGCGGCCCUCCAGCGGCAGCGCCUCCGCCUCGGGCUCGCCCAGCGACCCUGGCUUCAUGUCCCUGGACGAGUACGGCUCCAGCCCCGGCGACCUCAGAGCCUUCUGCACGCACCGGAGCAACACGCCCGAGUCCAUCGCCGAGACGCCCCCGGCCAGGGACGGUGGCAGCGGGGGUGAGCUAUGUGGGUACAUGACCAUGGAGCGGCCCCUGAGCCACUGUGGCCGCGCCUAUCGCCGGGUCUCCGGGGACAGCGCCCAGGACAUGGAGCGCGGCUUAAGGAAGCGCACCUACUCGCUGACCACCCCCGCGCGCCAGCGCCCGGCACCCCAGCCCUCGUCGGCCUCGCUGGACGAGUACACUCUGAUGCGGGCCACGUGCUCGGGCAGUUCGGGCCGCCUGUGCCCGUCCUGCCCCGCGUCGGCCUCGCCCCGUGUGGCCUACAACCCCUACCCAGAGGACUAUGGGGACAUCGAGAUUGGCUCGCACCGCAGCUCCAGCAGCAACCUUGGCGCGGACGACGGCUAUGUGCCCAUGACGCCCGGCGCCGCCCUGCUGGGACCUGGCCGCGGCGGGGGAGGUGAUGACUACAUGCCCAUGAGCCCCACCAGCGUGUCUGCGCCCAAACAGAUCCUGCAGCCGCGCACUCCCGCCCCUGCCGCCCUCCCCCCGGCCACGGGGACGGUGGUGCCUGUGCCCGGUCCCCCAGCCAUGCCCAACGUCAGGGCCUGCUCUGGGACCUCCACUGGCGGCUACAAGGCCACCUCUCCAGCCGAGAGUUCCUCGGAUGACAGCGGGUACAUGCGCAUGUGGUGCGGCUCCAAGCUAUCCACGGAACCCACGGACGGACGACCGCUGCCCAACGGGGACUACCUCAACAUGUCCCCAGGUGGCGAGGCGGGCACUGCCGGCACCCCGCCUGACUUUUUUUCCUCCGUUGCCUCCCCCGGCGGCGGCACGGGAGGCAGCGAUGCCCUCAAGGGUGGACUUGGCUUCUGCUAUAGCUCCGUGCCCCGGACGUGCCAUCGGGCUCCUUACACCAGUGCUGGCGGAGACAAUAAUGACCAGUAUGUGCUCAUGAGCUCCCCGGUGGGCCGCAUCCCGGAGGAGAGGAGACUGGAGCCGCAGGCGGACAGCCAUGGCCGGCCUCACCCCGCAGUAGUGCCUUCGCCGCUGCGCCCCUGCGGCAGCCGCCCUGAGGGCUACCUGAGCCAGCGCUGCCGGGCAGUGCGGCCCACACGCCUGUCCCUGGAGGGGCUGCGGACCCUGCCCAGCAUGCACGAGUACCCCCCGCCUCCGCCCGAGCCCAAGAGCCCCGGCGAGUACAUCAACAUCGACUUUGGGGAGGCGGGCACGCACCUGUCGCCUCCUGCGCCCCCGCUGCUGGCGGCGGCUGCCUCAUCCUGCUCGCUGUUGUCGGCUGGUAGCCCGGCCUCAUCGCUGGGCUCGGGCACACCGGGCACCAGCAGUGACAGCCGCCAGCGCUCGCCGCUCUCGGACUACAUGAACCUCGACUUUUGCUCCCCUAGGUCACCCAGGCCGGGCACGCAGGGCAGCGGCGACACCGUGGGCUCCUUGGAUGGCUUGAUGUCGCCAGAGGCCAAUGGCACGUACCCACCACUGCCCCCGCGCCCCUCCACCUCGCCUUCCCGCUCCUCACAGCAGCCCCCGCCUGUGCCCUCACCCGCAGCCCUACCGCCACCCUCACUCGGGGAACUGCACUGCCUACCCCCUGCGCAGCCUGCAGCCCGGGCCCCAGGUCCCAGCACCGCUGCUGUCGCGGACGCUGCUGACGGCGGGGAUUACACCGAGAUGGCCUUCGGCAUGGCCGCCACCUCCCCCCAGCCCAUCGCGGCGCCCCUGAAGCCGGAAGGGCAGCGAGUGGCCAGCCCCACGGCAGGGCUCAAGAGGCUGAGUCUCAUGGAGCAGGUGUCCGGGGUCGAGGCCUUCCUGCAGGCCGGCCAGCCCCCGGACCCACACCACGGCGCCAAGGUCAUCCGCGCAGACCCUCAGGGAGGCCGGCGUCGCCACAGCUCGGAGACCUUCUCGUCCACCACCACUGUUACCCCCGUGUCCCCGUCCUUCGCACACAACCCGAAGCGCCAUAACUCGGCCUCAGUGGAAAAUGUCUCUCUCAGGAAAAGCAGCGAGGGCGGCGGGCCCACCGGGGUGGCAGGUGAGGAGCCCCCCACGUCCCCGCGCCAGGCACAGCCGGCUCUAGCAGUGCCCCCACUUGCCGCGCAGGCACGGGUCUGGACCCCUGGCCUACCUGGCGUCACCGGUGCCCCCAUGCGCAGAGAGACAUCCGCCGGCUUCCAGAAUGGCCUCAACUAUAUCGCCAUUGACGUGCGGGACGAGUCUGGGUUGUCUGCGCAGCACCAACACAUGCCGUCUGGGGCCGACAGGAGCUCCUGGAGCAGGACCCGCAGCCUCGGAGGCCUCAUCGGUGCCGUGGGGGGCAGCGGCACCGGCCCUCUGCCCUCAGCCAACGCCUAUGCUAGCAUCGACUUCCUGUCGCACCGCCUGAAGGAGGCCACCGUGGUGAAAGGAGUUUGCCAGGAGCAGCCCAGGAGCCUCGGAGUUGCACGUGCUGGUGCCCAUCGAGCUGCGCUGCCAUCGAGUGAAGGCUGUACAGCCAGACGGCAGUCAGCGUCUGCCUGACCGGAAGCCACUUCCCAUCCCCCUUUGGAUCUGCGCGAUGACCACGCUUGUGAGGCCUGUGGGCUGCGCUGGCCAGGAGCCCACGCACGGCGGGCAUCACCUCAUCAUGCUGAUUGUUAUUACCAUUGUUAUUAUUUUAAGAAACAAAAGUGUGAUAUGAGCAGAAGGCACGAUUCUCCAAACACUUGGCUGUUCCCAAUGGCCCCGUGAGCUAGGGCCAGCAUCUUCAUUUCCUCUCUGCUGGUAUUGACAAGGCUGAGGAGCACAUCCUUCAGCAUGCUAGGAGAUGCUCAGCCAACACCCAGGGGAGUGGUCAAAGCUGGUGUGGACCAGCGUCUUCUGAAAGUACCACAGUCCUACCUCAGUUCCAGGAACAGCCUGAGCAGCAUGGCUCCCCAGCCAGGCACCUGCCACGUGGGACUGCCGCUGCCCCAUGGGAGACCACCUCAGCAUUGGGCCUUGCAGGAGGAUCAGUAAGUGGCGUUUAC